ACUGUCAAAGCCACUUAUCAGGCAGUUCUCAAAAAUGGCUGGUAAAAAAAGGAAAAACUCAAAUGGUGGAAACUCUGGAAGUGGCGAUGAUAAAGACAAGGAAAUCAGUAUUGAACAAAUGUAUCAGAAGAAAUCGCCAGAAGAACACAUUUUACUGAGACCUGAUUCUUAUAUAGGAUCUGUGGAACCAGUCACAGAAACAAUGUGGGUGUAUGACCCUGGAACUAAAGCGAUGACACAGAAAGAAAUCACUUAUGUCCCUGGCUUGUACAAAAUCUUUGAUGAGAUUCUGGUAAAUGCUGCUGAUAACAAACAGCGAGAUCCUAAAACAAAUUGUAUCAAAAUAGAUAUAGAUGCUAAGAAAAAUAUGGUUUCAAUAUGGAAUAACGGUAGGGGGAUCCCUGUGGUGGUGCAUAAAAGCGAGAAAAUGUACGUUCCAACGUUAAUCUUUGGACAUCUCCUUACAUCCUCUAACUACAAUGAUGAGGAGCAGAAAGUAACGGGUGGAAGGAAUGGCUUUGGAGCAAAACUGUGCAAUAUUUUCAGCUCAGAGUUUACUGUUGAAACUUGCAGCUCUGAGUAUAAACUGUGUUUUAAACAAACAUGGAAAAAUAACAUGUCAGUGGAAACAGAACCUAUAAUAACGCCAAGUGCAGACGAAGAAUACACCAAAGUAACAUUUUAUCCAGAUCUUCGCAAAUUCAAAAUGAACAAAUUGGAUGAAGGGAUUCUAGAUUUGAUGAAGAGAAGAGCUUACGAUGUUGCAGCUUCAACUAACGGAGUUCAAGUGUAUCUAAAUAAAAAUCUUAUUCCUGUGACAAAUUUUAAAGAUUACGUUCAGUUGUUUGUAAAGACAAAAAAAGAUUUAAACGACAACCAAGCAAAGAUAGUUUAUGAGAGAGUCAAUGAUCGAUGGGAGGUUGCUAUGGCUGUGUCUCCUGAUGGAUUUCGCCACAUGAGUUUUGUCAACAGCAUCGCAACCACCAAAGGUGGUCGUCACGUAGAUCUUGUAGCUGAACUGAUCACCAAACAGCUCAUGGAAGUUUUCAAACAGAAGAAAAGAGGAGUAGAUGUGAAGCCUUACCAAAUCAAAAACCACAUGUGGCUGUUUAUCAACUGUCUUAUUGUUAACCCGACAUUUGAUUCCCAAACAAAAGAAACCAUGACACUUCAACCCAAAAGUUUUGGCUCUAAGUGUAGUCUUUCUUCAAAGUUCAUCAAAGAAAUUACCAAGUCCGGUAUUAUUGAAACUGUUCAAUCUUGGGCUAAAUUCGAGCAGGAAAGUCAACUUGAGAGGGCUUUGAGUGGUAAAAAACAGAACAAACUGAAAGGAAUACCCAAACUAGAAGAUGCAAAUGAUGCAGGAACAAGCAAGUCACUGGAUUGCACUUUGAUAUUGACAGAAGGAGAUUCAGCCAAAUCCCUAGCUGUUUCAGGUCUUGGAGUCAUUGGAAGAGAUAAAUACGGUGUAUUUCCCCUCAGAGGCAAGUUGCUCAAUGUACGAGAAGCUACUCACAAGCAAAUACUGGAAAAUGAAGAAAUAAACAACAUUAUUAAAAUUACUGGUUUGCAAUACAAAAAGGUUUACAAGACAGUCGAUGAUUUGAGGAGUUUAAGGUAUGGUAAAUUAAUGAUAAUGACGGAUCAAGACCAAGAUGGUUCCCACAUUAAAGGAUUGAUAAUCAAUUUUAUCCAUUCCAAUUGGCCAUCAUUAUUAAAGCUUCAAUUCCUCGAAGAAUUCAUCACCCCAAUCCUCAAGGCCUCAAAAGGAACACAAACUUUGUCUUUUUAUUCAUUAGCUGAAUUCGAUGAGUGGAAAAAGGGUGUAAAAAAUUUACACCUAUAUAAGGUUAAGUAUUAUAAAGGAUUAGGUACAUCUACAUCAAAAGAAGCCAAAGAAUAUUUCUCAGAUUUGGGACGUCAUCGAAUAAUGUUCAGAUACGGAGGUGUCAAUGAUGAUAAACAAAUUGAAAUGGCUUUCAGCAAAAAAAUGGUGGAAGCUCGGAAAGAGUGGCUCACUGACUGGAUGGCAAGAAGCAAAAAGAGAACAGAAGAUGGUAUUCCAGAAGACUAUUUGUAUACUAAAACAGUUAAGGAUGUUACGUAUGAAGAUUUUGUCAACAAAGAACUUGUACUAUUCAGCAAUCUUGACAAUGAAAGGUCUAUUCCCAAUUUAGUCGAUGGGUUGAAGCCUGGGUCCAGAAAGGUUCUUUUCACAUGUUUGAAACGCAGUGACAAGCGUGAAAUCAAAGUAGCACAACUGGCGGGUUCUGUUGCUGAACAAUCUGCUUACCAUCACGGCGAAGUGUCUCUCAUGCUAACUAUCGUCAACUUGGCCCAGAACUUUGUCGGGAGUAAUAACAUAAACUUGCUUCAACCUAUAGGUCAGUUUGGUACAAGACUACAAGGAGGAAAAGAUGCUGCUAGCCCUAGAUACAUAUUCACAAUGAUGAGUCCUUUAACCAGACUGAUUUUUCACCCACAUGAUGAUCCCCUCCUUACUUAUUUAAAAGAAGACAAUCAAAGCAUUGAGCCAAUGUUUUAUGUCCCUGUGAUUCCGAUAGUGUUGGUGAAUGGUGCAAGUGGUAUCGGAACAGGUUGGAUGACUAAAAUACCUAACUAUAAUCCUAGAGAUAUCGUCACAGCUAUUAGGAAUAUGAUGGAUGGAAAGGAGCCAACUAAGCUAAUACCUUGGUACAAAGAUUUUCAAGGAAAUAUCAAAGUUUUUACUAAAGAUAGUUAUAUCUGCACGGGUAAUAUAUCUGUAGUAAAACCUGAUACAGUGGAGAUCACCGAACUGCCUGUUGGUACAUGGACUCAGGCUUAUAAAGAGUCAGUGCUGGAAGUAAUGCUGAACGGAGAUGGUGAUAAGAAACCAUCCAUUAUCAAUAGCUACAAGGAAUAUAACACAGACACAUCGGUGCGGUUUGUAAUCAAACUAUCACCUGAAAAACUCAAGGAACUGAACUACAGUGAAGGGCUACACAAAUUCUUUAAGCUGCAGUCCAACAUAACCAUCUCAAGUAUGUGCCUUUUUGAUCGUAACAGUGUUCUGAAGAGAUACGAUAAUGUAAAAACCAUUUUAAAAGAGUUUUUCGCAAUUCGUUUGGAAUACUAUGAGAAAAGAAAAGCAUACCUGACCAGUCUAUUGGAUGCUGAAGCAAAAAAACUUAUUAAUCAAGCGAGGUUUGUUACUGAGAAAUGCAAUGGAAAUCUUACAAUAGAAAAUAAAAAUAGGAAAGCAAUAAUUGAUGAAUUGAUUGAGAGGGGAUACGACUCAGAUCCCGUUAAGUCUUGGAAAUUAUCGCAAGAUAAUAAGGCGAUUUCGACAGAUAAUGAGGAAAGUGGACCAAACUUUGAAUAUCUCCUUGGCAUGAGCUUAUGGUCAUUAUCAAAAGAAAGGAACAAUGAAUUGUUGAAGGACUGUGACCAGAAGAAAGUUGAACUUGCAGCCCUUGAAGAAAAAUCAGCAAAGGAUAUCUGGAAAGAAGACCUUGAUGCUAUAUGGAACAAAUUAGACGAAAUAGAAGGCAACAGUAGAAAAACGAAUGACAAACAAACAAAACAACACACAUAAAUUAAAAAAUAAAACAUACAUGUAACUGCCCCCAGACACAAGCAAACUAGGUAUCAGUACUUUUGGUCCUAUCUGUUUAAGAUGAAUCUUAAUUGAGGUGAAGGAUACUUAAACGCUCCUCACUAAUCCUAAAUAUGGAUACAACGAUAAAUAAAUUUGAAUAAGUCAGUAUAGCUUGCCGUCUCAACGCCAAACUAAUGAUUGAAAUGAGUAUUAUAGUUUUUUAUCAGCUGUUUAAAACUUGAUCCUUCACGUUAGUAUUUUUUCGUUCAUAAUUAAUUUAUUGUAUGGAUUUAAAUCGCCAAUUCUGAAGCUUCGGUCCAUAAAAUAAUGGUACUUAAAAUGCUCUCUAGGCUUAUUGAAAAAGUACUUAUUACUGUAAAUUAUUAUUAAGGCCUUUAUUAAAUGUUUUUGUGAAACUAAGCAUUUAAAAUACAGUGUCAAUAACGUUUAAAUUAAAAUCAGUUACAUAUGAGAAAUUAUCAUUGAGAUUUGUACCAAAUCAAAGUUACCAGUAUUCAUGGAACAUUUCCAUGUCAAAUUGUACAUACGUUUUGUAAAAGUAGUAAAAUUUGUACUUUUGUAGUGUACGAAUAAAUAGUUAGUGUUUUAAAUCCCCCCACAUUACAAGAAAAUCCCCAUUAGUAUAUAGCCUUCCAUUUGAAAUAUUAUUCAAGAGGCUUGUCAAUUCAAUCAAACUAUGUUUACUGGUCUCCAUAGGAAUGAAUAUAAUGAAGUUAAAAAUCAUCCUUGAACUACUUGGUCUAAAUAAAAUUAUUUACACAGUAUUUCAGUCCAAAUAUUAUUGUUUAACUGGUCUAUAAUUUUGAACACAGU
This is a messenger RNA of Macrosteles quadrilineatus (aster leafhopper), 4414 nucleotides long. Its product is annotated as DNA topoisomerase 2-like. Lineage: Eukaryota; Metazoa; Arthropoda; Insecta; Hemiptera; Cicadellidae. Gene Ontology annotation, biological process: sister chromatid segregation; resolution of meiotic recombination intermediates; DNA topological change. The coding region runs from base 35 to 3577 and encodes 1180 amino acids. The record is from RefSeq and is a predicted model, not a curated record. The transcript has a single exon. Gene Ontology annotation, molecular function: DNA topoisomerase type II (double strand cut, ATP-hydrolyzing) activity; DNA binding; ATP binding. Gene Ontology annotation, cellular component: nucleus.